AUGUCUUCUAAAAAACCACCUGUUAUUAACAAAUUUGGAGUAAUAUCUUCUUCUCAUUAUGAAAAACUCUUGAAGUGGAAUGGUCAAAGUUCAAGUAAAUCAAGAAGUAACAAAUCAAAACCAUUAUUUUCAGUCACAAAAGGAUUCAUCUUGAAAUUCAACUGUACACAGGACCUAGGAGAGAAGGAACAUUUAAAGGAACAAAUUAGAAAAAUUAUUCUUAGAUGUAAGAGAAGACUGGGUCUCAAAACCUUAGGCUCUGGGAAGCAUGUAUAUAUCCCUAUUGGCUGGAUUGAAGCAACGUAUCUGGCUCAAUGCAAGGGAGACAUCCAAGAAGAAGCUUUAAAUAUGCUGUAUGCUUCCCUGGACCAUGCUUCCUUUGAUUAUGAUCAGCUGCCUGCCUUAUUUUUUGUGGCAGAAUCAGUUUUAUAUAGACUCUGUUGUGAUGCAUUCCUAACAACAUACUUAUAUUCAGUUGAAAUGAAGCUGGCAAAGAUUGCCUAUUUGGUCUUCUUACGACUUUUUAUAUUUUUCCUACAUGGUCACCUAGGAGGUUUUAAAGUACAUUUGCUUAGACUUCAACCAUAUUUACACGCGCUUUCUUUAUCUGAAGACACAUAUUACAAGUAUCCAAAUAUCUUUUCAAAUGUGACAUUCAUCCUGAAAGCCUCGGAAGUUAUAUAUGAAAGAGUACUACUCUCUGAAUCAACUUUUAACCCUAAUGGAAGGACAGAAGGUUUUGACAAUGUGUAUUCUGGUAUGAAGGGAGGAUAUGAAGUUAACCACCUGCUCUGGCACUGUGUGGCUGCUUGGUCUUGUGUUCAGAAUAAUAGUCCUAAAUUGAACAAUGUGCUUGAACAUCUCAACUUCCAUAAAACACAGCUUCAAAAGAAAUGUUGGUUGGACUCAGCAUUGGCUUUGUUGGUCCUUGGGGAGGCUGCCAAAUUAAACAUGGCCUGCUUGAAAACUUUAAUGGAUCUAGUAAGAGAUUUUAUUUCAAGUAUAAUGUCUGCUCAGAAUCAGGAAGAAGGCUACAAAGGCAAUGAUUUUUCCUGGGCCUGGAACAUAGUCUACACAUAUGUAACAAUUAUUGCAGAAAUCUGCUUAUAUGCAGCCACUUCUAGAUUGCGUAAAACUGUUUUCCUUGGUUUCUGUGGCUGUAAAAGUUCACACAAAAAUAUUUUAGCCAUAGACAUCAAAUCAGAAGAUGAGCCAAUAUUAAAGGAAGCAAGUAUUUUAGGUCUUUUGAAAUAUUUCUCUUCAAAAAUAUCAGAAAACUGUAAUCAACUGAUCUGGACUGGAUACUAUGGAUUAGUGUAUAACCUGGUGAGAAUGUCCUGGGAACUCCAAGGAGAUGAGGAACAGGAUGGACUUAGGAACAUAAUUUGGCAAACAUUACAAAAAACAAAGCAUUGUGAGAAAGAUGAACGAAUUCAUAUUGCAACGAAAAUAGCUCAGGCUGAGUUAAAUGAUUCAACUGAUCCUUUCAUUAGUUAUAGUACAAAAGUUCCACCAAAUGUAGAAGAAGCAGCUUUAUCCAAAUAUAUAGGAUGGAGAAUUGCCAAUGCACUUUCCAAACUGUUCUUUCCCUCCAUUGAUGCCCAUGCUCUUCCUUUGAAGAAACCAUCAAUAAAACGAGUUCAAAUGAAAUAUCCAAAGAAAAAGGAGAAUCCCAUGAAGAAGAGAGUUCUACGUUUCACUGUAAGGGAACAUCCUUCUAAGUCAGAGCUCCCCAUGCUUCCAAAUCCAGAUCUGUUUACCAGGAUGGAUGAAGAGUUGGCAAGAAUUGUUGACCAUCAUUGGCAAGAAGAGCUAAAGAUCCGACAGAAGGAAGAUGCCAUAUGUGAGGCCGAAGAACUUAAACAGAAAGAGUUGAAAGAGAAAAAUCACUUCAGAGAAAUUAUGAAGAAACGGGAAGAGAAACUACAUAAGCAAACAAAACCCUAUGAGCUUCCUCCAAGAACUGAAAUAAUUUCAUUAGAAAACAAAACAAGACCCAGAGAAACUGAGGCCCACAUGCCAGAAGUUCAUUGCAAGAAAAAUACUGACGUUAUUACAUAUUAG
Messenger RNA from Orycteropus afer afer, 2064 nucleotides. RefSeq names its product transmembrane protein 232 (gene TMEM232). The transcript is spliced from 13 exons. The record is from RefSeq and is a predicted model, not a curated record. Bases 1 to 2064 code for a protein of 687 amino acids. NCBI's taxonomy places the organism in Eukaryota, Metazoa, Chordata, Mammalia, Tubulidentata, Orycteropodidae.